GCUGGGAGGAAGGAGGAACAGAUUCUCAACCAUGAACUCCAGCCAGCCGGGGACCUGUCCAUGCCAGCAUGCUGCAGGGCGCCCAGCCAUUCUGUAUGCACUUUUGAGCCCCAGCCUCAGGGCCAGGCCUGCUGUGCCCCCAGCCCGUAUGCAUUGCCUCUGCAAGCAGCACCGGCCUGUCCAGCUGUGUGCUCCUCAUCGCACCUGCCGGGAGGCCUUGGACGUUCUGGCCAAGACAGUGGUCUUCCUCAGGAACCUGCCAUCCUUCUGCCAGCUGCCCUUCCAGGAUCAGCAGCAGCUGUUGCGGGACUGCUGGAGCUCCCUCUUCCUGAUUGGGUUGGCCCAAGACACUGUGACCUUCGAGGUGGUAGAGGCCCCGGUUCCCAGCAUACUCAAGAAGAUCUUGCUGGAGGAGCCCAGCAGCAAUGCAGGCAGCGGCCAGCAGCAGGAUCUGCCUCGGCCCUCCCUGGCUGCGGUGCAGUGGCUUCAGUGCUGCCUGGAGUCCUUCUGGAGCCUGGAGCUGAGCCCUAAGGAGUAUGCCUACCUGAAAGGGACCAUCCUCUUCAACCCUGACAUGCCAGGCCUCCAUGCCUCCUCCCACAUCUGGCAUCUGCAGCAGGAGGCUCAUCGAGCACUAUGUGAGGUCCUGGAGCCCUGGUGCCCAGCAGGCCAAGGCCGUUUGGCCCGUGUCCUCCUCAUGGCCUCCACCCUCAAGUCCAUUCCACCCAGCUUGCUUGGGGACCUCUUCUUUCGCCCUAUCAUUGGAGAUGUUGACAUCGCUGGACUCCUCGAAGACAUGCUUUUGCUGAGCCGACCUGCUCCAGCCCAAGCAGAGAUCAGCUGUAGCCUGGGCAGAAGCUGGCUGCAAUGA
This is a messenger RNA of Myotis myotis, 871 nucleotides long. It is a transcript of the gene NR0B2, whose product is annotated as nuclear receptor subfamily 0 group B member 2. Gene Ontology annotation, cellular component: cytoplasm; nucleus. Gene Ontology annotation, biological process: negative regulation of transcription by RNA polymerase II; circadian rhythm. Gene Ontology annotation, molecular function: transcription corepressor activity; transcription factor binding. The coding region runs from base 32 to 871 and encodes 279 amino acids. The record is from RefSeq and is a predicted model, not a curated record. The transcript has 2 exons. NCBI's taxonomy places the organism in Eukaryota, Metazoa, Chordata, Mammalia, Chiroptera, Vespertilionidae.